AUGAUUUAGUAAGCAGAAGUAGAAAAUUAAUUAGAAUUAAGGAAAUUAAAAAGUGAAAUUGAUACUCAAAUUCCUUUAUACAUUAAAAUUUGUAUAAUGGAAUUAGGCUUAGAUGAAAUUGAAGAAGGUGAAUAAGCUGAUAUAUUAAGAUUAUUAAAUGCACCUAAGUUUGAAAGUAGAUAAUAAUUCUUAAUUGUUAUACCAGAAUACCUAAUUAAGCAUUUACUAAAAAUUAGAUAAAUAGCAUUACUCAAUUGUCCAGAAAUCAAUUAUUCAAAUCCUACAAAUUUAAAAAGUUUAAUAUAUGGUUCUCUUCUACCUUAUGAAGAUCCUAUAUUUUAGAAGCAUUUAAUAUUACAAAACAUAGUAAAAAAUACAAAUCUUAAAAUUAUGGAAUUGCUUGAAACUAAAAAGAAAGCAAUAAAUGUUAUAAAGAAAAGAGAGAUUCAAUUAUUGAAUCAUUAAAUAGAAGUUUCUAUAAAAAAAUAAACAUCUAAAUUUACAUAGAAAUAGAAUUGUCCAUAAUGCUUAUGUAAAUUUAGAGGUUUCAAAGCAAAUGAAGAAUUAAUUAAAACUACACAAAUCCUCAGAUGUAAAGAAUGUAAGGAGUAUUAUCAUUCUUGUUGUAUACAAAAAUAAAAAUAAGAUAAAUAAACAAAUCUUAUGUGUCCAGUAUGUCAAUUAUAAUUUGUCAGCCCAUUGGAGAAAGUAGUAUCUAUAUUAUAUGAACCAGAAAUUAUUAAUUUGGUUGAUGAAAACAAAGAAAAGACUUUAUUAUUUGAAUGUCCAUAUUCUGAAUCAGAAUAUUAAAUUUAAAUGAGAUGUUUAUAAAUUGGAAAUAUUGAUACAUUAGCUUGGCCUGAAUCUGGAGAAAUCUAUUUAAAUAAUUAAAAAAUCAUAUAAUUUGAUUAAAAGAUUUGUUAGAAGAGUGGUGAAUCUUAUAUUGUUACUUAAUCAGUCAAAUUUGGAGCAACUAAUAAAAUCACAAUUCUAUAUUAAUAGUCAAUAUUUAAAUAGCUUAUGUAAUUGAACAUUAAUUAAAAGUAACAAACUGAAAAUCAAAAAUUUUAUAUAUUUGCAGUUUAUAGUGUUAAAGUCUUUAGUCCUAAAGAUUUAUUAUUUGAUUUAUAAAAAGAUGAAUCAAUAUCUAUUCAUGAAUCAAAAAAUCAAAUUGCAGCAUUCAUUAAUUAAAUAGGUUAAAAUACCUUAAAGGUUUCCUUAUUAGAUAUAUAGACUUUAAAUUUAAUGAAAUAGCCUGGAAAAGGAGUUAGAUGUAAUCAUAUCUAAUGUUUUGAUUUAGAAAAAUUUAUUAAAUUAAAUUAUAUAGAGAACAAAUGGAUUUGUCCAAUUUGUUAAUAAAAGUGCCAUAAAUUAGUUAUAGAUCAAUUUUAAAAGAAAAUUAUUGAAAAUGUAGUAAAUUAAUAAUUGAAAAGGACAGAAAUAGAAUUUGAUAGAGAAGGUAAAGUAACAGAAGAAAUAAUUGAUUAUCUAAAUUAUAAGAGUUCAAAUUUGGAUGAUGAAAUGUAAAUUGAACUAUGA
Messenger RNA from Paramecium pentaurelia, 1539 nucleotides. Lineage: Eukaryota; Ciliophora; Oligohymenophorea; Peniculida; Parameciidae. The record is from the annotation of a GenBank genome assembly.